This is a messenger RNA of Conger conger (European conger), 2735 nucleotides long. RefSeq names its product cerebellin-2-like. The transcript is spliced from 3 exons. The record is from RefSeq and is a predicted model, not a curated record. Lineage: Eukaryota; Metazoa; Chordata; Actinopteri; Anguilliformes; Congridae. The coding region runs from base 138 to 743 and encodes 201 amino acids. Gene Ontology annotation, molecular function: protein binding.
AGUGUGUGCGCGUGUGAGUGAGUGAGAGAGACGGAGAGAAAGAGACAGGAUUACAGUAGUUGGAGCAGGUGAUCUUGCCAUAAACCUCCAAGGGGCUGAUCGUUAAGAUCACUGAGCACAGGAUUUCUGUCCCGACCAUGGCGCCAGCUAGCUGCCCAGCACUGCGUGCCACGCUGCCGAUGCUACUUCUCCUGGGAUGUGGCAUUACUUUUUCGCUGGGACAGAAUGACACUGAACCGAUCGUUUUGGAGGGAAAGUGCUUGGUGGUUUGCGAUUCGAACCCCUCGGCAGACGGAGGGGUCACAUCCUCGCUCGGAAUAUCUGUCCGAUCUGGCAGCGCGAAGGUGGCUUUCUCCGCUGUCAGAGGAACAAAUCACGAACCUUCAGAAAUGAGCAAUAAAUCAAUGACCAUCUACUUCGACCAGGUAUUAGUUAACAUUGGCAACCAUUUCGACCUAAAAGCGAGCGUAUUCCAGGCCCCGAGGAGAGGAAUUUACAGUUUCAGCUUUCAUGUGGUCAAGGUAUAUAACAGACAGACGAUACAGGUGAACUUGAUGCAGAAUGAAUACCCCGUGAUAUCAGCGUUCGCCGGAGACCAGGAUGUCACCCGCGAGGCCGCCAGUAAUGGAGUUCUGCUGCAUCUCGAGCGCGAGGACAAACUCUAUCUGAAGCUGGAAAGGGGCAACCUGAUGGGCGGAUGGAAAUAUUCAACAUUUUCUGGUUUCUUAGUGUUUCCUUUAUAAACAUCGACUUUGUUUCAAUCGACUCUUCUGCGACCGAAGGUCAAGUACAUAUAGCCUACUAUUCAUUUGAAAAGAAAGAAAAGAAACAAACAAAACAAGAACGAAAAAAAGAAUCAACACAAAAACUGCCAAAGAAGCAGAACGAUAUCGACAUAAUUAAAUAUCUACGUUGAAUAGUGGCACUUCCUUGGAGCCCGCACUUCCAGAUAAUUUCAGAUUUUUGUUAUGGCUUGGAUAAUGAACCUGUUCGUAUUUACAAACGGUGAAGCUCGAUAUUCAUGCCCGGGAUUGUAUUGCUGGGGAAUCGGUUAAGUUUCUGUCUACAGACAAUACGGCGGACAGGUGAAUGAAAGAGAGUGUUCACCAACCCAGAACCGUCAUAUCUUUGUCACCAUGCUUUAUUUUUUUGUGUCUGUGCAGUCCUUAAGAAAACGGCCUCCGUCAAGUAAAGUGUGUGGAUAUCUGGACGUUUCAUGUGACAAGAAGUGCUUUAUCGAGAAAAGCAAAGUUUGCACGAAUGGAAGAUGUUUUGCUUUGUUCUGUGUUGUUCCUGGUGUUUCUCCUGGAUGCCAAGCAUAUUGGAAAUAAUUCAAAUGUUAUUAAGACGCAUACUAUUUAAAGUGAUUGUUCAAAAAAGAAAGAAAAAACCUGCGUCAUAUUUCUGUUAAUGAAGACAUAUUAAACAUUGGAAAACUAUUUUGCUAAAACAUUAAUCUAAUUUAUAAAAUAUAUAUAUACAAAUAUCGUCUACGGUACGUUUCGGAUAUGCGUAGCUAGCUUUGAUUUAUUUGUUCAGUAACGUUGCUCUUAAAUGUUUAACUAUGUUGUGAAAGAGCUACAGAAAAUCCUCCUAUAACAUUAGGCCUAAAUGAUAAUAAAAUAUCGUAUUGUUAUGCUUAUCUACUUCCUUUCGUUUUUCCCUACACUCAUUUCCAGAGCAAAGCUAGACAAAAACGCAAUUCUUUUGAAGGGCGCUUUCUCUCUGAAGUUGUAGGCUACACAUAGAGAAAAAAUGCACAUUUUCUUUAAAGAACUGCAUGACUAAUAUUAAUUCAUCGUACUUAUACAUGUUUGAAUUAGGACCUAUAUUUAAUUGUUAAAAAACGGCUAUUUUCUACUUGCAUGUUGACUGGUCCCAACAGCAAGAGAAAGCACCGUCGGCACACAUCGUCCUGUCCAUGGUCCUGAAGCAGAAAUCUUAUCGUCCCUGCAGCUUUUAGAGCACGAGGAAGCCUGUACCAGCGCAUUAUACGCGAAUUCAAAUCAAAUCAUACAUUAUUAUCAUUAUUAUUAGUAUUAUUAUUAUUAUUAUUAUUAGUAGUAGUAGUCAAUUCGUAGUAGUAGUAUUGAUUAGUAGAUGAUCAUAUACAAGAGUAAAAUGAAUACAUAAAGCUGUGAAAGUUUACACGCAACUACACGUUCUAGAACAUGCCUGGUUCUAAUAAGAAUUCUAGAUCGAUUCCAGAAGACAAAAGUUCAAAAUUAUCAGACGUGUAACAUUCAGAAAGCUUUUGAUAACCGUUUCACAGUACGUCAUUCGUGACAAUAGAGGGCAACUAGGAUGUUCAGUGCGAACAGCUAAAGCAUCCACGGACAACUUUGAUAAAAAUCGACAAUGUACGGCAUAACGCGUUUUCACGCAUCGCGACGCUGUCCAUACCUCGAAAGCAUUUCAUACUACCAUGCAGUCACAUUGAAGAGGGUUAUAGAAUAGGCAUGUGUUCUUUUCAAUACAAAUACCUUUUCUGUGUGCGUCUGUCAUAUUUUUCAACUGAACUGGUUGGCAAUGGGCAGCAUUGACAAUAUAGCCACAGGAGCCAUAGAUAUCUGUUUAAUUGAGUGGCCUGUGUGUCUUAUAUUUUUUUAUCCUAUGUAACUUACAGUUGAAUGGAACUGAUUUUUUUUUCAUUACCUCAAUUUAUUAUACAGCAGAACAGAACGCUAAUAUACAGUGCAAUCUCAGUAAAAUAUUUGCUUAUGCCAAUAGGUAAA